AUGCUUUCAUUUUGUCCACACUGCCACAAUAUGCUGUUGGUUUCGCAAGCCGACAGCGGAGCUUAUGCUCUACAAUGUGGUGCGUGUCCGUAUGCUUUCCCCAUUGAAGGCGUUGAGGUAUAUGAUCGGAAAACACUGCCAAGAAAAGAAGUUGAUGAUGUUUUGGGUGGUGGCUGGGAUAAUGUAGAUCAAACUGGGGUACAGUGCCCGAAUUACGACCAGUGUGCUGGUGAAAGAGCCUAUUUUUUUCAACUGCAGAUCCGCUCUGCUGAUGAGCCAAUGACUACUUUUUACAAAUGUGUAAAUUGUGGUAACCGGUGGAGAGAAAACUGA
Molecule: messenger RNA, 333 nt
Organism: Lachancea nothofagi CBS 11611
Lineage: Eukaryota; Fungi; Ascomycota; Saccharomycetes; Saccharomycetales; Saccharomycetaceae
Source: the annotation of a GenBank genome assembly